UGAGCUAUGAUAUCCUAUUUACCAAAUUUAAGGAACUGUUUCCAGAAGGAACAAGAGAAAAAAUGAAAAAGAAAAUAAAUAAUAUAAGAACAUCUUUUGGACGUGAAAUGAAGAAGGUUGAGGACUCUAAACGUACAGGAUCCGGUGCUGAUGCCAUUUACGAGCCUUCACUUUGGUACUAUGACCUAUUACUAUUUACAGCAGAAAGUGAAAUAGGUAGAAAGGGAAUAUCAAACGCCCAGGAAACGGACAUGGGCAGUAACGAUGAGAGGAAAUAUCUAUGAAGAAACUGAAGAGGCUUUAAUGUCACCCACUACACCUGCCAGUACCUAAGAAACUAC
Acanthoscelides obtectus is the source of this 341-nucleotide messenger RNA. NCBI's taxonomy places the organism in Eukaryota, Metazoa, Arthropoda, Insecta, Coleoptera, Chrysomelidae. The record is from the annotation of a GenBank genome assembly.